Monoraphidium neglectum is the source of this 189-nucleotide messenger RNA. Its product is annotated as Phosphoglycerate kinase. NCBI's taxonomy places the organism in Eukaryota, Viridiplantae, Chlorophyta, Chlorophyceae, Sphaeropleales, Selenastraceae. The record is from RefSeq and is a predicted model, not a curated record. The transcript is spliced from 2 exons. Bases 1 to 189 code for a protein of 62 amino acids. Gene Ontology annotation, molecular function: phosphoglycerate kinase activity. Gene Ontology annotation, biological process: glycolytic process.
AUGGUGGAGACGCUCAGCGAGGCUACGCGGCGCGGCGCAGCAACGUGCUUGGGAGGCGGCGACACGCUCUCGGCGUUUCACCAGGCGGGCCAUGGGGCAGCUGUCGGCUUCGCUUCCACAGGCGGCGGCGCCAGCCUUGAGCUGCUGGAGGGCCGCGCUAUGCCCGGGCUGAGGGCGCUGCUGCCGUAA